AUGGCGUCGCUCACCUCAUCCUGCGCCAACUGCGCCAUGCCUGCUACACUUCAAUGUACCGGCUGCAAGGAUACACCCGAGUAUAAGCAUGGAGAUGCGAGCCCUGUGUUCUACUGCAGCAAAGCGUGCCAGACGGACCAUCGCCCCAGACACCUAGCCCACUGCAAGACCAUGGCGACGCGAAAGAAGCUCGUCCGCAUCGCAGCCGUCUGCAAGGCAGCUGUGCUUGGUUACCGGGAACUCGAAUACGACGUUGAACUCUCAGCCAUCGAGCUUCUGAACAACCGCUUCCUCCUUGCAGGGUCCACUGAGAGUAGCACUAAAGAUUUCUCCACAGCCCACCAUAUUCUUACUUCUUACUCGUCACUGCUAGAUGCCCCAGAGUCCAGACCGAACUGCGAAAUGGCGCGGCUCAAGUGGUCUUUCUCAGAAUGGAAGCAUCUUUUCGCAAAGCACCUCGCAUCGCAGCCUGCAGAUGCGGAACAAAAACGAGAAUAUGAUCAGAAAUUUCUUGAUCAAAUACCCGACCAGGCAAAGAUACCCAUAAUUGCCGCAAGCAGCUGCUCGCUGGCCGACCUCAAUAACAUCUUCUCUCUCAAGGAGAUACCCGACCCUAACCCAUUCUUCCGACUUCGCGAAAAUGAGUGGAUGUCCCUUCCGACCGAGUUUGAAGAAAGAUUACGCGCGGAUUUAGAUAUGAUGGGCCGCGAUCCAAGGAACGAAACAGAGUGCCGUUUGACCAUCACAGCGCUCCUAUUAGAAUGCCUGAGAAGUGAGAGGCAACUGAUCUCCCGCGAUACUAUACGCGAUACUAUAACGAAUCUCCCGGAGUUUACCCUGGAGACUCACCUUACGCUGAAUGUCAUUCACAAAGGCGUGCUGAAGCAAAUGUCAGGGGAUAUGGAUUAUUCUGUUUGGCAUGAACAAGAUGAUUAUGGAACACAUCUCACCAUAUUAGAGGCUAAAGACCUUGGCGGAGUAUCAUCAGGCAUUAGUCAAUGCUUGGCAUAUAUGUGCAUGAUCCACCAAAUCCGGAAGCAGGCUGGAAGGGUGAACUGUGUUGUUUACGGCUGCGUUACCGAUGGGCGCGACUUCACGUUCCUGAAAAUCAACAACAACACUGAGUGGACUCAAUGGAGACCGACUGCGUUCUGGAACCAAACAACGAAGCAUCAAAUAUACACAAUGUUACGACUAAUCAUACGCAAUGCCAUAACGUCUUCCCCUCGGUCUUCGGUUGUGCCAAUAACGCGACCCCUCAACCCUGAACAACCGCUGACGUUCACGCCCGGCCACUAUCACAUGCGAAUUGGCAGUGAGGAAGAUGAGCAGCUGGAGUAA
Aspergillus mulundensis is the source of this 1341-nucleotide messenger RNA. Its product is annotated as zinc finger MYND domain-containing protein. The coding region runs from base 1 to 1341 and encodes 446 amino acids. The record is from RefSeq and is a predicted model, not a curated record. NCBI's taxonomy places the organism in Eukaryota, Fungi, Ascomycota, Eurotiomycetes, Eurotiales, Aspergillaceae. The transcript is spliced from 5 exons.